GAGCUCGGUUAACCAGCGUUGGCCCGACAUACGAAAGCAUGGAUUAUGAAGACGCCCAUAACGGGCGUGGGCCGUGCGGUGCUCAGAGUUCUAAUAAAGCCAUGAGUAUAAUUGGAGCAGAGGAUGAAGACUUUGAGAAUGAUGAGCAACCUAUGGUGGAUGAUCACUGCAGUCACUUUACAAGUAUUGAACUGUUGAAGAACAGACCCACCCACUUGCUGGUCUUCCUCCACCAUGUCAUGUUGCAGUUCGACUGUGCUCCAGUACUGUGCUACCUUUAUGCUGACCUCUUCAAGAACUUCAACGCCAAAGACACCAAGAAACACUUUGGAGAAUUCUGCAGCACUUUUCUGGAUAAAGGAGCGAUUCUCAGAGUAACCGUGCCAAACCACAUAGCCGCUGACUUUGAUCGCACACGGUCAGAAAUGAUCAGUGAAGAUCUACAGAAGCAUUAUGUUUAUGAAGUUCAGCUUCUGCAGGCUCCAGAGGUACUGCGACAGCUGGAAGACUUCAGGCAAAAGAGGAUGAUGGGAAUGACUCCUAAUGAGCGUGAGUUAACUGAUGUGGAGUCCCAUCGCCCCACUGACCGUAUCCCUAUGGAGAUGAAGGAAAAGGCGGUAGCUGAAGGCCUGUUGGAAAGGAUGGUUGAGGCAAACCCCUCAAUUGUUGCAGACAAGGACAAAAGUAACUCCAUCUUUGGAGCAGUGGCCUUCUAUAUGAAGCACCUUGGAGUCAAGACUAGAGCACUUGACAACAAGAAAACAAGAUCUGGAUGGCGGCCUUCUGUACCCUCUGUGUUGAAGCCAUGGGGAGGUGGAAAAGCCAAACCCCCUAUACAUGAUAAGCCUAGAUUGGACAUUGAAGUUAAGCCCAAACAGAACCCAGCUCCACGUAUGCCAGAAAAUGAAAGAUGCAGCAAUGCCGGCCGAAAGCCCAGUACAGUUUUGCCUGGCACCAUUCACGUCUCAGAGAGCAACGAAUCGCCCCCCAUCAUUGUUAGUGUGACUCCCAGCCCUGACUCCCAAAAUGAGAUCGGUGCCAACAGCAGUCGCUUUGAACCCAAACCAGUGUCAGAUGGGGGAGACGUGUCUCCUGUCAGCCCUGGUGCAGGUCUCACCAUCAAUGAACCUCCGUCUUUUGUCGACAGUCUUGAGGAGGACAAUAAGGACAGUGUCAAGAACGUACGCCGCAGUGAGAGCCUUUGCGUGGAGCGCCGUCACUCUCGCCGUGGUGGCUCCACCCGAGCCAAGCAGUCUCGCUCCCGUAGCGACGUGGACCUGCAGUCGACUGCCACAUCCCACCCCCCCUCACCCUCCUCACAGCUCUCUGUGGACAGUGGAUUGCCAUCUGAAGUGUCCCUGUCUGACUCCACGUUUGGCCCCACUCAGCAGGAAGAGUUAGAGCCACGCCUUCAGGAGCUGGACCAGGAUCCACCCAACUGGAGGGAACUUGCUGACAGUGACAUCUUGAACAAACUGAGCAAGAAGGAGAUCAAAAGACAGGAAAUCAUUAAUGAGUUGUUUGGGACAGAGCACGCUCAUGUUCGUAUGUUGAGCGUAUUGCAGACCGUGUUUUAUCGUCCACUGGAGAGGGAAGAGAUCAUGCAGAUAGCAGAAGUGGAAGCCAUCUUCCCUAACCUUGAUGAGAUCUUCGAUAUGCACUAUGCCUUCUUUGAGAACCUGAAAACAUUGCGUGAGGAAGACGGUUACAUUGUCAAAAACCUUAGCAAGCCACUUCUGAAUCGGUUCAGUGGCUCAGAAGGAGAGUGGUUUCAAAAGCUCACCGCACGUUUUUGUAGUCACCAAUCAUGGGCUCUGGAUCAGAUAAAGAGCAGACAGAAGAAAGAUGUCCGUUUUAAUGCGUUCAUACUGGAAGCAGAGAGUAAACCACAGUGUAGGAGACUACAGCUGAAGGAUAUCAUCCCCAUUGAGAUGCAAAGACUAACUAAGUAUCCUCUUCUGCUGGAGAACAUUGCCAAGAAUACAGAGGAUGACGUAGAAAAAUCAAACAUAACCCAAGCCGCAGAGUGUUGUCGCAGAAUCCUCAACCACGUCAAUGAAGAAGUUAAACUCAUGGAGAACAUGCUGAUUUUGAAGGAGUACCAGCGCAGACUGGACACCUCAGGUCUGAAGCCAAGCAAUGAUCUCUACACUGAGUACAAGACCAUUGAUCUGUCCACUAGGACGAUGCUGUUCGAAGGACCUUUGACAUGGAGGCUGACCAAGGAGAAAGCAAUCGAUGUUCACUGUGUACUGCUGUCGGACCUGAUGGUGUUGCUACAGAAACAGGAUGAUAAGAUGGUUUUAAAGUGUCAGAGCAAAAGCAACAUCGCCGUUCAGGAGGGCAAACAGAUGUUGAGUCCGAUCAUCAAGCUGCAGUCGGUUUUUCUCAGAGAUGUGGCCACUGACCCAAAGGCUCUCUACGUCAUUUUCACCUGGGACAGCGGAGCACAGAUCUACGAGCUUGUGGCUCAAUCCAUUGGGGAUAGGAAAAAUUGGACAGAGGUGAUUAAGUCUACAGUUGAUGAGCUGAAGAAGAGAGGAGGGAAUAAGCUGGACAGAAACAGAGCUGGCAGUAUGCCCAGCAGCGCCAUUGGAUACGGGCCAUUAUUCCCUCCCCCUCAAAGCCCCACUGAGAACGGUGCAGAAUUGAAAAGUCGCAGCGCCCGAUACAAAUCCCCCUUUACUGAUGAGAAGCCUAGCAAUUCUGAACCUUCACUCAUAGACUUCCUAGCUACCAAUGGCUUCGACCUGCUCAGCCACAGCCAGACCUCCCAAGAAAAAAUAGCUAGUGGGGCUUUGGACGAAGUCAUGUAUUUGAAGAGACUAUUGGUCAGGAGCAUCAACCUAUCAGAUGACUCCCAGACUGUUGGAGAGAAUGGAGGGGCAGAGCCUGAAAGCCAGGAGGCAGACGGCUGUCAAUCAACAGGGGAAUCCAGUAUGGAUAUCAAAGCUGAAGGAGAAGGGGGUGGAGGAGAUGGAAGCUGUAAAGGAGAAGAAGAAAGCGGGAUCAGCGCUCCUCUGGUGCUCUCUCAGGAGCGCAUGGAGGACGUGCAGAGGAGACUGCAGGUUCUCGAAGAACAGAUAAAGAAACUUCAGACAAUUGAGGAGGAGCAUCAUAAAUUGCAAGAAGUCCUUGCCAAGUAUUCACUUCAGGGGGGCCAUUACUAAGAACCAACACAACCUGCUGUUACAGAUCACUGUGUGCUGGACUUUAGCCUUUUGGAGGUUUUGACAAUUGACUCAUUCUGCCUGAAUGUUUCCGCGGUUUUCUCGUCUCAGCUGUCCUUUCAGAAGAUUAACAGCAAGCCUCGGGCAGUUUCCACGUCAUUGAGAAAUAAAAUAGCAAGGGGUUUUGUGAAAUUACAGUGAUUCUUGAGCAUGAAUGCUUUUGUGUGACUCUAUUAAGAGGAAUGAGAGUGACAGUCUAGCCAAAUGAUGCCAAAGAAAUGUGCAACAUCUAGAGAGAGAUCAAAGUAAAAACCUAAACUAAGUUAAACCUGUCAAAGCAUGUCAAAAGUAGUUUAGUGCCAAGAGACUGUUUUUAAUCAAAUAUAGUUGCAUCUCAAUAAAUUCAAAGCCUAAUGCUGAGACAGUAGUUAUUGAGUCAGGUUUUAUAUCAGGUUAUUCAAACUAAUAUUAUGGUUUUUCCUGUAUUGUUGAAUUUAACAGUGAGCAGACAUGCUGAUUUUUUUUUGCCUAUAUAUAUAUAUAUUUAAACAAAUUUCAAGAUACUGUUUGCACAUCCAAACAUAUAUUUCCAUGCUAAAUCUAUUUUAAAUAACAGAUAUUAAAACGCAUAUAUAUAGACUUCCUAGCAGAGUAUCGCUCUGUUGUACAAUAACGUGCAUUGGCCAAACUGUAGUAAUAAGGAGAGUAAAGACAUGCAGUUUUGUUUUAGCCUUUUUAUUCAUCAAAUAGGAUUAUGUGUCGUCUUACCAGAACUUCUGUUAACUCUCAAUAAACAAAAGAAAAGAAAAUGUCAAGUAGGACGGUUCGAUACAUGAAUGAAGGAAUUGAGAAAUGUUUUAGGUGAGGGUUGCUGUCUUAAAGGGAUAGUUCACCCAAAAAUGAAAAUUUGGUCAUUUACUCAAUCUCAGUUGUUACAAAUUCGUAUAAAUAUCUUUGUUCUGAUGAACACAAAGGACCAGAGUAACCAAACCGUUCAUAAGCUCCAUUUACUUCCAUAGUAUUCUUUUUUCCUAUUAUGGAAGUGAAUGGGGUCCACAAACAGUUUGAUUAAAAUUUCUUAAAAUAUCUUCCUCAUCAGAACAAAGAAAUUUAUACGGGUUUGUAACAACAUGAGGGUGAGUAAACCAUUUUGGGGUGAACUAUCCCUUUAAAGCACACCUGACCAUCCAGAGUGAAACUGAGACGGCUGUCGCGAGGUUUGAUGUUCAGAGAUCUAGUUAGACUUCGACGCUGUGGUUUGAUGUGUGGAAAUCUUGUAUAUGUAGCAGUUCAAAUGUAAUGCAUGCAUACAGACAAGCUCAAUGGAUGUCCACACGUUUGUGUUUAAGCAUAUGAAGGCAUGCACAAUGACUCAACUGCAGGUCUUUAUUGUAUUGGUAGUAAAGCAGAAGUAUUCUGGUAUGUAGACACAGGUCGUAUAAUACUUUUUUAUGUAUAUCUAUGCAAAUCACGAGAUAUGUGUCAAAUCCAUUGGGGAUGGUUUAAGAAAAAUUGGGGAUAAUACAUUUAUCAGUUUGUUGUUUCUGUAAUUAUGUGUGUCUCAAUUUUGUUCUUUAUAAGUAGUUUUGUCAGCUUAAGCAGGACCAAAGAGUUAAAUAUAUAUCAUUAAGUAGAGAAACCUCACAUUUGCUUGGUAAAGCUUGAUAGUGUCAACUGUAAAGGAAAAAUACUACCUGGGCUGAAAGUAGUGGGAGUUCGAUCCAUUCGCCUAUCCCUCUCCAAUCUCUCGAGCGCUUAACCUUACUGCUGGAUCAACCCACAAAAUAAUGAAUUGGAUUUGCCUGUAAAUGUGUUGGUUUAUAAUCCUAUUUAGGCUUGAACGGAUUAAACGUUGUCUCAGAACUGAACUGCUGUAUCUAUUAUAGAAAAGAUGCUGGUCCUCAUUACCUGACCAUGUUCUUUAGCUUAAAGGACUACAUUGUUUUCUCUUCUGCACUCUUUGCCUUGUUAGGGUGCCAAUCCACAGAACAGCAGGUAAUUUCAGGGGUUCAAAAUUAUAUCGCAUCUCAAGAGUUUGGAGGCAGAAACAGUGAGUUUCUUACCAGUACUGUAAUUAUCAUCUUAUGUAACAUGCAUUCAUAAUGUUAUUCAACCCACUGCCUAGUUAUGCAACUUUUAGCUGAUGUGUUAUUGUAGUGUGAUUUUGUAUUGAUAGAUGCAACUUGUUUUAAGGUGGAUUGUCUUGAAUUUUGUUUUCAGUGGUCUUAAAUUCUCUCUUUUAGCAACCGUUUACUAGUUGUUGUUUUUUUAAAUGGUCUCACUUUCACAUCAAAAGAGUUAGCAGUGUUGGUCCUAGUAGCUACCAUUCAGACCUAUUCGUGUUUUUUCCAUAUUUUAUUCUCUUUUAGAAGUAGUGAAAUAAUAAAGGUGGCACAAGAUGUUCACAUCCCACCCAACUUUUAUCUAAUCGCACAAUUUUCUUUUUUAGCAUUUUCUUACAUUUCAUGUGUUUGCUUUCUGUGCUGUUGUUGUUUUAUUUAACCUAUGUAAUUAUGUUAUGUACUAUACGUUGCCUAUUAUAAAAGAUGGUGUGAGAGAAAACAAAGACAUCCUUAACCAGACUCUAAAAGUGACCACUUUUGUUGCAUCUGUGGCAAGUGUUGCUGUUCGUUUGUAAUAAAGGUUUUGGGUGAGGUGUCUCUCUCACUGUUUUAACUUUUGAUGUGUAUCUAUAUAAUGCAUAUACAUGGUAUAGCUAUAUGUUUAAAUCUGAAUUUUUUCCAAAGGGCUCUUUUACACCUGCUGUCCCCUCACUUCCUUCAAAAGUCUUCAGUGGGAAAUGCUAAAUCUGACAUUUGCUUUUGGCAAAUCUGAUAUUUUGUAAACUUCCCCCUAAGUGCAAUGAAUCUUACUGCCUACCAAAUUAUAGUUGCUGUCAUAGUACCCACUCUCACAUCGGUUUGGUAAAAUGGUGAAAGAUUUGUUGAAAUCCAUUGACAGAGACAUCAUGUCUGGCUUUUAUAAUACUGUGUAUAGAGGUUCACUCCAUACAGGCAUUGUAAUGCUGUAUGUCUAUAUAAACGUUUAUGCAAGAAGUAUUCUGUGUAUUUGGGCUUUGAUUUUAUAUGUAAGAUACUUAAGAAAAAUGUAGGUACGUUUUUUAUGUUUUUUUUUUUUUUAAUAAAUUACGAAAAUGGUUUGA
Messenger RNA from Paramisgurnus dabryanus, 6333 nucleotides. The record is from RefSeq and is a predicted model, not a curated record. Lineage: Eukaryota; Metazoa; Chordata; Actinopteri; Cypriniformes; Cobitidae.